This is a messenger RNA of Abrus precatorius (Indian licorice), 369 nucleotides long. Its product is annotated as nuclear transcription factor Y subunit C-1-like. Bases 1 to 369 code for a protein of 122 amino acids. Gene Ontology annotation, cellular component: nucleus. Gene Ontology annotation, molecular function: DNA-binding transcription activator activity, RNA polymerase II-specific; protein heterodimerization activity. NCBI's taxonomy places the organism in Eukaryota, Viridiplantae, Streptophyta, Magnoliopsida, Fabales, Fabaceae. The transcript has a single exon. The record is from RefSeq and is a predicted model, not a curated record. Gene Ontology annotation, biological process: regulation of DNA-templated transcription.
AUGAGACAAGCUGGUGCAUAUUCAGGGUUACUGUGUGGUGGAAUAUCAGGAAGGACAGGACCACACUCUCUACCAUUGGCAAGGAUCAAGAAGAUCAUGAAGAAAUCUGGGGAGGAUGUUAAAAUGAUAUCAGGUGAGGCUCCUAUUGUUUUUUCCAAGGCUUGUGAACACUUCAUUGAGGAGCUUACUAGAAGGUCUUGGAUUAUGGCUAUCCAAGGCAAAAGGAGAACUUUGCACAAAGAAGAUGUGACCUCUGCUGUUAUAGCCACUGAUAUCUUUGACUUUUUGAUCACUUUGGUUUCCAAUUCUGGCAGCCAUGCACUUGGUGUCCCCUCUAAUUUGGAGAUGGAAACUAUAGAUUACUCUUAA